Molecule: messenger RNA, 2305 nt
Organism: Ooceraea biroi (clonal raider ant)
Lineage: Eukaryota; Metazoa; Arthropoda; Insecta; Hymenoptera; Formicidae
Product: NADH-cytochrome b5 reductase 3
Cellular component (GO): mitochondrion
Molecular function (GO): FAD binding; oxidoreductase activity
Source: RefSeq, a predicted model, not a curated record
UUUAACGUAUCGGCGAGUCUGUAAAGCAGUGCCGUUUUGCUCGUUGACCUCACGUCCUCGUAGACGCCGCCGAGACGUCGUUUCGUUGUUAGCGAGUCGAGAAGUCGCUUAAAGUGAGGUCUAUAAUAAGAAUUUAAGGUUACAGUCCCGCACGUGAUCGCGCCGACUGCUCCGUUUCGCAUAAUCGCAUUGCGUAUCCAGUUAUCCACCAGGAUUUCUGGCACUUGGCGUCGUCCGUGGGGUUUUUAACCUCUCUCGCGUUCACUCGUGUUCCCCGUGUGCCCACGUGUGUCCCCCGGUGACGAUGUCAAAUGUACGAACCCUGGUGCUUCCAAUCCUAGCUGCAGUAGGGACAAUAAUAGUUGUAGGAGUGGCAUUUAAAAUCUAUAUAUCCUGGAGCAAGAAGAAGAAGAAGUCUGUGCCAAUAUUGCUGGUUGAUCCGGUAGUCAAAUAUAGCCUGCCUCUAAUCGAGAAAGACAUAAUUAGUCACGACACGAGAAAGUUCCGGUUUGGACUACCAACACCAGAUCACGUUCUCGGCCUGCCUAUCGGUCAACACGUACAUCUGACAGCGAAGAUUGGAGAGGAGGUCGUGAUACGUUCGUACACGCCUGUCUCGAGCGACGAUGAUCGAGGCUACGUGGAUCUCGUCAUCAAGGUAUAUUUCAAGAAUGUGCACCCGAAAUUUCCGGAAGGAGGAAAAUUGUCUCAGUACUUGGAGAACAUGAAAAUAGGGGAUACCAUUGACUUCAGAGGACCGUCCGGUAGAUUGGUCUACAAAGGCAACGGAAAAAUCGCCAUCAAACUUCUCAGGAAGGAACCGCCCGUAGAAUAUAACGUCAAAAAGAUGAUCAUGCUCGCCGGCGGUACUGGUAUCACCCCGAUGUUGCAACUGAUUCGUGCGAUAGUAAAGGAUCCGACGGAUGAAACUCAAGUAUCCCUGUUGUACGCCAACCAGACCGAGAAGGACAUCCUGUUGCGGGAUGAACUGGACGAUGUUGCUAAAAAAUAUCCGAAUCGAGUGAAGGUUUGGUACACAGUAGACACGAGCAGCGAGGGAUGGUCAUACAGCACAGGGUACAUUAACGCUGACAUGAUCGAGAGACACACGUUCCCGCCAUCGCCGGAUACCAUAGUAUUAAUGUGCGGUCCACCGCCAAUGAUCAAUUUCGCUUGCACGCCAAACUUGGAGAAACUUGGCUACGACAGUAAAUUACGAUUCGCGUAUUAAUUGACUCACGGGCAAGAUUGUAGUUUGCAUCCAACCGAGACUUGUAUGUUUUUAGCGUACUUUAGUAAAGUAAAACACGAGCCGUUGAUGUCUGACUAAACACCUUAGUCGGUCCGUUUUAACGCGGGAUCUUGAAUGUAAUGCGAUGCUAAUCGAUGAUCUUCUUUUCUGGAUUUCCUCAAUCCUGAGGUAGCCUUGCGGUUCCGUCUUUAUUUUAUUGUUUCCUUGGAGAAAAUUCCUUCAAUUACAGCGAUUAUAAGUCACCCCAUUCAACACGUAAACUGGGUCUAUAUUUUAACUUGGUAUAGCUCCAUUUUAUAAUUUUUAUAAAAAGUUGUUUACUUUCUUAUAAAUAUGUCAUUUUUAAAAAUAUACAUUAUCUUAUAGAUGUUUUUAAUUCAAUGGUUCUCUAUUGAAAAGAGGGCGAAGAGAAACAAACUUUCAUAAGCUUAAAGACAACACGUGAACAGUAUUUGCUGAUUACUACCUAAGGAUCGAAUUGUUUUUAUUGUAGCAGUCAAUAGAAGAUAGUACGUUGUACGUAGUGCAUGGAUACUUAUCUAUCUAUCUAUCUAUCUAUCUAUCUAUCUAUCUAUAUAUAUAUAUAUAUAUAUAUAUAUAUAUGGAUAAGUAUCCAUGCAUAUAUAUAUAUCCAACAAUAUCUACAAGACAUAAAAACAUCGAAGUUUGGAGCACCCUUUUUUUAUUCUCGAGUCACAAGCUAUAUUUAGUUAUAAUCAAUUUGAAUAGCAAAAAUCAUAGAAUUUAAGGGAAACUUAAAAAUCAGAUACGCAAGCAUUUGCCUUAUUACUUAUUAAAAUAUACUUUGUUCAGCCGUACAUUUGUGUUGUGUAAGAAUGACCUGUAUAAAGGAUGGGGUGAAUAAAGUAUAUUUGUUAGCAUGGGAUAUUUAAACAACAUAUUGUAUCUCAAAGCAUUUAUUAAUGUUGAAUCUCUAUUGUGUCGUUAUAAAAAUUCUAAAUACAUGAAACAAAUGCCUUUUUUAAAGUUUUAAGAAUCUUUGUAGGAAACUGAAUAGAAUAGAAUUCAUAUGUAAAUAUACGUUUGAAGAAA